AUGGUGUCGCCGGCGGCGCGGCUGGUGGGGCAGGGCGUGUGGGCGGCGCUGACCGGGGGCUGGUACCACGACCCGGAGCAGGGCGCCUUCACCAACAGCUGCCACCUCUAUCUGUGGCUGUUCCUGCUGACGCUGCCCAUGGCCCUGCACCUGGCUUUUCCAGCAAAUGCAGUGACAGUUUUUGUGUACUGCAGCUCGGUGACAGUUUUCUUCACGGUAAUAAAGGUGAUCAGCUACCGUUUACACCUCAUGUUUGAUAAAGGCGAAGUUAUUCAACAGAAGCUCUCAAGAAAAAAUGGAAGGCAAUGUAAAGAUACAGAGGUUCAAAAAGGAGAAGCGGUUGAGCCCUCAAAUUGUAGCAAUAACUCGGGGGAUGGCGCCGCCGGUGAGAGCAGCCCAAACGGCUCCACCCAGACAAUUCCUGACAGUUCCAGAGUGCAGGCCCCGCCCUCGCAGGACUCCCCUGGAGCCACGGACCUGCCAACACGGGAAACGAUUGAAGAUCUUAGAGGUGUCAUGGUACUAGAAGAUCAGGCUACACCACCAGUUUCAUCUACCUCGCCCUGUAUCAAAGCAGAUAUAUUACCUGUUUCUACAACCUCCGGUUCAGGUGCCACCACAUCAGCAAUAGCAACAAAACCAGCUGCCAUGGAAACAUUUCCUGGUGAUGGAAUAAAUGAAAAAGGAUUGAAUGGACAGCCUUGUGGCCACCAUGGAUCCCAAGAUAUUCCUGUGGACAGAGACGUAGCUAAAAACAUCUCCAAUAUUUCUUCAUCACAAGGUGAUAUUUUAAGGACUGGAGUUUCUUCAGAGCCAUGGGACAGUGAAAAUUCAGUUAUUUCAGACCAUUUAAGUAAUCCUAAAAGCUACAAAAGAGAGAAAUUACCAGAUGGAUCACCACAGACGGGCUUUACCAAUAACUGCCCACAGUGCAAUGCUAUUGCAACCAAAGAGCACGAGCAGAUGGAAAGCUCUUGCAAUGCUGGUAAUAGCCAUGAGGACCUUGAUUGCUCAGACAGUGAGACUGCCGUUGCACUUGUGGACAAUUCUCUUCCUGGAGACCAGCUGUGUGAGCCCAUUAAAAUUGUCAUCACAAUGAGUACUACACCAAACACCACCCUUAGUGACCUACCGGGCUCUGUCCACUUGCAGGCCCUGGAAAGUGAGAGAACAAGCUCAGCCCUUGACUCUGGUGUAGUUAGAGCAGGCUGGUCAAGUCAGCAAACUAAUGAACAGCUCAGAAUCCCUGUUAUCACGUUUGACCUGUCUGAUGACAGUAAAGCUAAGCCUUGCUCAGAACUUAGUGAAAGUGACAGAACACCAGAAAUGUUGAGGGCAGAGCUGUCAUCCAACCAAUGCUCUGGCUAUGAAUCGGGUGAUGCAGUCAAGGAGCUCAGCAACCCAGCAAAUACACUUCUAGAAACUAACACUUGUUCAGAUCCAAAUCAGGAGAAGGCUUUGGAAAAUGUCCAGACUGUGGAUUUAAGUUCUAAGGAAGACUUGCAUAACCUAGACCCGCAGUCCUGCAGAACUGCUCAUGAAAAGAGGCACAUGCGGGUGUUGAGUGUAGACAGUGGGACAGAUGUGCUCUUAAGUAAGAAUUUCGUGGAGGUAUCUGACAAAGAAAAGACCUUACCAACCUCUAAAUCAGAUCUAGAAGCUAAAGAAGGUCAGAUGCCCAACGAAUCUAACUUUCUAGAAUUUGUCUCCCUCUUGGAAUCCAUUAAUACCUCAAAGAUGAAGACAUCUAAUCAAUCCACUGUCAAAAUGGAGACAACAAAGGAAAAUGGGCUUGUUGGAGAUAGCCAGAUGACGGAGAGAAAAGAAGAAAUGGUGGGAACAGAAAAGCACUGUGAGCAACUUCCUAAACAGGAAAGAUCAGAUGUACAAAGCCAAGAUCGUGCUAGUACUAGUCCGGUGCUACCAGAGUCUGCCAAAUUUGCAGCACUUUACCAGGGCAGCAGGCAAAGGCAGAUAAUCUACCGGGUAACUUCUCAGCAAGACAGUUCUGUCUUGCAAGUAAUAAGUGGACCUGAGGCGUCUGUGCAAGAUGAGCUCUCCGUGGAUGCCAUGCACGUGUUCAUAGAUGAAAAUGGGGAAAUCAGAUCCUGCUAUUUAAAAGCUGGCUGUCAGAAGGAAGGAAAUUUUAGACAUCAGCUAUCAAAUUGUGAUUGUAUGUCAAAUGCUCAUGAAAUACAGUUCAGCUCCUCCAGUACUACCACUUCAGAGAGCCAAGAGCCAUCUUCUGGGGACCAAGCAGCCAGCGCGCUUCAGCAGCAGCUCCUGCUGAUGGUGGCCAGAAGGACCCUUUCAGAAAACCCACGGCAGCCCAGCCAGGACCCUGAGGAUUCUUCAUGCUCUUCAGCACAAAGGAAGCUGAACAGGCAGUUUUACAGAUUUGUGAUAUUCCCUGGCAAGUGGAUUAAAGUCUGGUAUGACCGUCUCACCUUGCUGGCACUGUUGGACAGGACAGAAGAUAUAAAGGAAAAUGUGUUUGCUGUCCUUCUAGUAGUUCUUGUUUCACUUCUUGGAUUCCUGACUCUGAACCAAGGCUUCUGUAAAGACAUUUGGGUUCUGUUGUUCUGUCUUGUAAUGGCCAGCUGCCAGUAUUCUCUCCUCAAGAGCGUUCAGCCUGAUCCUGCUUCGCCCAUACAUGGACACAAUAAAAUCAUAAUCUACAGCAGACCUGUAUAUUUUUGUAUAUUGUGUGGCCUUAUUUUGCUGCUAGAUGCUGGAUCUAAAGACACAAAUCCUCCUGUUUAUACAAUGUAUGGCCUGAAGCUCUUCUCACCCAGGUCUCUCCAGUCAGCCAGGGACCAUGUAAUAGUGUUUUUAUAUUGUUUUCCUGCAAUUUCUCUUCUUGGACUUUUCCCUCAAAUCAAUACCUUCUGCAUAUAUCUUUUGGAACAAAUAGAUAUGUUGCUUUUUGGUGGUUCUGCUGCUGCUGGGUUUGUGUCUGCAUUGUACAGCAUUUCCCGCAGCUUUGUUGUUCUGAUUGUCCUCUAUGCCUUCUGCUUCAGUGCAGUGAAGGAACCCUGGGAUGCACAGCACAUUCCAGCACUGUUUUCUGCUUUCUGUGGUCUGCUAGUUGCACUUUCUUAUCACCUCAGCAGACAAAGCAGUGACCCAUCUGUGCUGAUGUCCCUUAUUCAGUGUAAAUACGUCCCUCACUAUCUACGCCAGCGAUUUGAAGAUUCAUCAGAAGAUCCACUCCCAGAAAAAAUGAGAGAAUCAGUGAAAGAAAUCUUGAAAUCGGAUCUCAUUGUCUGCACAGCAGCUGCUGUUCUGUCAUUUGCUGUCAGUGCCAGUACUGUGUUUCUGUCACUAAGGCCAUUUCUCAGCAUUGUGCUGUUUGCUUUAGCGUGGACAGUGGGAUUUGUGACACAUUACAUCCUUCCUCAGCUCCGCAAGCAUCACCCCUGGCUGUGGAUCUCCCACCCCAUACUCAAAAGCAAAGAGCACCAGCAGCGGGAAGUGAGAGAUGCUGCUCAUUUGAUGUGGUUUGAAAGGCUUUAUGUGUGGCUACAGUGCUUUGAGAAAUACAUUUUAUAUCCAGCCAUAAUACUGAAUGCACUCACCAUUGAUGCUUUCUCAAUUAGUAAAUACAAGAAGCUUGGUACACACUGUGACAUUAUCCUGAUAACAGUUGCUGGGAUGAAACUCCUCCGCUCCUCAUUCUGUAAUCCUAUUAAUCAGUUUGUUACUUUGAGCUUUACUGUGAUCUUCUUCCGAUUUGACUACAGAGACAUUUCGGAAAAUUUCUUGCUGGAUUUCUUCAUGAUGUCCAUCGUGUUUCAUAAGCUGUGGGACCUACUGCAGAAGUUGCAGUUCAUCAUGACAUACAUUGCUCCCUGGCAGAUUGCCUGGGGGUCAUCGUUCCAUGUUUUCGCUCAGCUCUUUGCAAUACCUCACUCUGCUAUGCUUUUUUUCCAAACUCUGGCCGCUUCAGUCUUUUCUACACCUCUCAGUCCAUUUCUGGGCAGUGUCAUCUUCAUCGCAUCGUACGCACGACCAGUCAAGUUCUGGGAAAAAAACUACAACACCAAAAGAUCAGACCAUUCGAACACCAGACUGGCAAUUCAAAUCGAAAAGGAUGCAGGAAAUGAUGACAAUAAUCUCAACUCCAUUUUUUACGAGCAUCUGACAAGAUCUCUGCAGGAGUCUCUUUGUGGAGAUUUGAUCCUGGGCCGCUGGGGAAACUACAACACAGGAGACUGUUUUAUUCUGGCAUCAGAUUAUUUAAAUGCCUUUGUGCAUUUGAUUGAAAUUGGAAAUGGCCUUGUCACCUUUCAGCUCAGAGGGCUCGAAUUUCGAGGGACAUACUGCCAGCAGAGAGAGGUGGAAGCUAUAACAGAAGGAGAUGAAGACAACGAGGGCUGCUGCUGUUGCAAGCCCGGGCACUUGCCGCACCUGCUGUCGUGCAAUGCAGCCUUCAACCUGCGCUGGCUGACGUGGGAGAUCACGCGGAGCCAGUACAUCCUGGAGGGAUACAGCAUCAUCGACAACAACGCCGCCACCAUGCUGCAGGUGUUCGACCUGCGCAGGAUCCUUAUCAGAUACUACAUCAAGAGUAUAAUAUACUUUACAGCAAGUUCUCCCAAAAUCCAGGAGUGGAUAAAAGAUGAAUCCAUCCAGAAGAUACUGCAGCCUUAUGCAAAGUGGCAUUAUAUUGAGCGUGACCUUGCGAUGUUUAACGUUAACAUAGAUGAAGAUUAUGUUCCAUGUCUCCAGGGAAUAACAAGAGCUAGCUUCUGCAGUGUUUAUCUGGACUGGAUUCAGUUCUGUGCCAGGAAAAGGGUGGAGCACCUGGACAGCGAUGAGGAUUCUCCUCUGGUGACACUUUCCUUUGCCUUGUGUAUACUGGGUCGGAGAGCCUUGGGAACUGCAUCUCACAACAUGGCCAUCAGCCUGGACUCUUUUCUUUAUGGGCUCCAUGCACUGUUUAAAGGAGACUUCCGGAUAGCAGCCAAAGAUGAGUGGGUCUUUGCUGACAUGGAUCUGCUACACAAGGUUGUUGCCCCAGCAAUCCGAAUGUCUCUGAAGCUGCACCAGGACCAGUUCACGUGCCCAGAUGAGUAUGAGGACCCAGCAGUUUUGUAUGAAGCCAUCCAAUCCUUUGAAGAAAAGGUUGUGAUUUGUCACGAAGGGGACCCGGCCUGGCGCAGCGCAGUCCUGUCCAACCGGGAGGAGCUGCUGACUCUCAGACACGUGGUAGAUGAAGGAGCAGAUGAAUAUAAAGUUAUCAUGCUCCACAAAAGCUACCUGAGCUUCAAGGUGAUCAAGGUCAACAAGGAGUGUGUCAGAGGGCUUUGGGCUGGCCAGCAGCAGGAACUGAUUUUCUUACGCAAUCGUAACCCGGAGAGAGGAAGCAUCCAGAACAAUAAACAGGUGUUGCGGAACUUAAUUAAUUCUUCAUGUGAUCAGCCACUGGGAUAUCCAAUGUACGUUUCCCCCUUAACCACCUCGUACCUUGGGACACACAGCCAACUGAGGAACAUCUGGGGGGGACCUGUCAGUUUGGACAACAUUAAAAAGUGGUUCAAAUCCAAGUGGUUAAGAAUGCGGAAGGACUGCCAUGCAGCAGCUCACCACGAGAGAGGCAAUGUUGAAGAGGUGGAUAGUGCAGGGGGGUCUUCAUCUAGCAACAAUUCCACAGGGAAUUCAAGCCAGAGCAGUAGCUCACAGCCCACCAGGGAUGGAACCCCUCAGCUGCAAACUUCAUCUCAAGAGGUCCACCAGCGGGCAGGCAGGAGAAAACCCAGGAGUCAGUCUGUCCAGGCACACACUGCUUUAAACCAAAGGCCCCCUGCUUCAAGUCACUCUGGACCAAUUGCAGAAAGCCGGCAGCCUUUCAUCCAGACGUCUACAUCUGCCCAUGAAAUUGCCCAAAGGCUUUCUAGUAGUCAGCUAUCAUUCCACAACUCUGCAACAUCUGUGUUUUCUCAGUCCCCUGCUGUUCCUGUUGCUGGCCAGCUGACUGUGCAGGACCGAGCUGCAGCAAUGCUCAGGUCCAGCCUGGCCUCCUCCACCAGCUCAACUCUGAGCCUGCUGUUUGGCAAGAGAAGUUUUUCGAGUGCUUUGGUGAUUUCUGGGCUCUCGGCUGCGGACGGAGGCAACACGAGCGACACGCAGUCCUCCAGCAGCAUGAACAUUGCCAUGGGGCCGUCUGCCAGAGCAGCGAGCCAGGCAGCGCGGCAAGCCACUGAGACCUGUGAAGCAGCAGAUACCACAGAGCCAAGACCUCAGCGGGAGGCGGGUCCGGCCCAUGCGCUGUUCCUGAGUCGGAACGUGGAGUGCAGGAGGGCCAGCCAAGAAGACAUGGCCCUGGAAGACACGGCUUCCCAGCAGAGCCUGUCUGAGGAGCAGUGAGGAGCCUUCCUGGCACAGGGGCCACGUGCUUCUUAGCAUUAAAUACAGUUAGGUCAGGAACUGCACAUGGGUUUAGGUUCUUUCCAAUGUAAUAGCAACCUUCAAAUGUUUAUUUUUCUAACUUCCACACAAGAAUAUUACAGGGCAGAUGUUCUUCCGCUAAUGGCCUUGGCAUGGGUAAGGUUGGAAAAUAUCCUAAAAAACACACAGUGCCACUUCAUCUCAGGUUCUUGUAAAUCCUAGAACAAUGAAUACAACCUGUUUAACGUUCCUUCCCCUGGAAUGGUUAGAAUCACAAACGAAUACAGUAGGAAAUAAUACAACUCAGUGAAAAGCACACAAAAGACAUCUCUUUCCUGCCAUAACUAAACAGCUGAUUGCAUGCAAACUAAUUGAAAAUUUGGUAUAUAACAUAUCGCAAGAGGCAACUAAGAGCAGAAGCAAUGAAUACAUAAAAGGACAGUACAGUGUCCUGUAACAUUAGAGCUAAAUCUGAUUUUUUUUUCCAACAGCAAGUCUCAUUUUUCUUUGAUGUUAUGCAGGUGCUAAUGCUGAAUAGCAACACAGCAUCUCAGACUGAUAUACUGCAUGCAGCCAUACUGAAAUACUGUGUGAACAAGCCACGCUACACCAAUUAACAAAAGUGUAAGAAGAGAAAGUAUCCAGUGCAUGGAAAGUCUUCAGAACAUAUGGUGCACCUUAUUUGCAAAGCAGCUUUGCAUAAAUUAGGUAUUAUCUCGUGCUCCUGUUUGGUUUACAGCAGUGUUUCUCAAAUUCUAAGCAACAGUACCCUUAGGAGUCGCAAAAGGGCCAUGGGGAAUCCUCCUCAAGGACAGGAAAGUGCAAAGCAGGCUGUAAUUACUGUCUGGAAGUGUUUGUGUUGGGAAGGGAACAGCUAAAUACUCUUAAUUGCUGGACACAGCUCACUGUCCAUAAACACUUGUAGCCAGUAAUUACAAAGCCUUCUGAUUUCCCUCCCCCAGAGAAAACUGAGCUGCUGCCAAUAAAGACAGAUGAUACAAAAAGGGAGGCCAUGCCUUCACAUGGUUUGAGAAACACCAAUUUACAGGAAUGCAUGACUACUUUGAAACCCAAAAGGCUACAACAAAUCCUUCCUCUACUACAGAGUCUAAACAAACACGUGUGUGUUUUUUUCAAUUAAAAAAAAUUGCAGCUAUCAGUGUCUUGCUGUUCCUCUUUACUGUAACUACCAUAGAGUGUUUCUAAAUCUCAACACAAUGAUGUGCAGCCAGGCUGUCUUGUCCCAAUUAACAAGAUUUAACAAGAGAUGCUGUAGCUAAGUCUCAUUACUGUUAGGCAAUACUCAGUUGCAUUCUGAGCUUCCUACUGUGCCACACUUCAGAUCUGAGCAGUAGAACUAAGUAAGACUGAGUGAAAAUAAAAUGAUCCAAGUAUGUUUUGUGCGGCAGCUGUUUCUGGGUCUUCUGUUUGCAAUUGUUCUCACUUGCUUUCUGCUUUACAAAAUUAAGAAACCCAUUCUUUUUUACUUCACUUCAGAUCUUGAUGAGUUGAUUAAUAAAGCUUAGCACAAUCUAGGAAAAUUCUGCUCAUGUCACAAACACUAAAGCAGAGUAUUCAUAUACAGCCCUCUAGACACAUGGUCAUCAGUGCAGUUCAGGCCCUACUAAUGUCUCCACUAACAUCCAGGUGAGAUGUGGAAGAGGAAAUUGAAUUCAGCUGCUCCCUUCUGACCAAUUGUGGCUGCUGAUGACUCUUGUCCCACACACUGUUCAUGAAGUGCUUCAUUACAAAUGAAGGAUGGAGGUUAUAGAGGUAGACUCCUACUAACAGCCACCAGUCCCAGUUCUGCUUUGGGGGCUUUUGCAUGGCAGUCCACAGGAUAAAACUUCACUGCUUUGUCUUCCUGCUUGGAAGCAGGGCAAACAGGUGGCUCUGGAAAGCACCAAGAACUUUCCCAUAUUCACCUAGCAUCACUUAGGCCUCCAAUUUUCACAUCUUUAAGUUUGAAUCAAUUUCCAUCAAAAAUAAGUCAUUCUAGUAGUCCCAAUCAACCUAAAUUAUUCUGUGUAUCCAACUCACGUGUAAUAAACCAGAUUGGGGAAUGACUGCACAAAUUCCUUCAGCAGCAACCACUGUAUUUGCUUAGCAUGGAUCGAGACCCAGUGACAGCACCUUCCCCCAGCACCACAUCUUCUGCAAGGCUCCACCAUCCCCACAGCCUCUGGUACUGCAUCCUAAACUAAUGCAGCUGCCUCAUAGUUCCUGACUUCCCACUGUCCCCUGGAGCACAACUCCCUGGGGACAGCAGUUAUGCCAUGAAGUGCAGACAACUCCUGCACAGGGCGGCUGCCAGAAAGGGCAGGUUCUAACACGUUUAUGGAGUCAGCAAGCAAGCAUGGCAAAACAGGAGUCAAGGUAAGAUUCAAAAAUCAGUUCCUUUUUUGUAGCCAUGUCUUCCAUAGUUUUUAUUUUGCCCUAAAGUUGCUAUUGUAGCUAGCAGGUUGAAAAAACCCAAGAGUGACCACUAACAAGCAAGCGUAACAUAGGAAAAAAGAAUCAAAAUGAGCACAAACUCUCCCAUGUUACUUUUCUCCAUAUUUUUGGAGACAGUCUGCUUUUAUAGUAAUAAGACUACUGCUAUGUGCAUCAGUUUUAAAUAUGAGACAGUCCUACAGAAUAGACCGACAUAAUGGCUAGAAAUGAAACCUGCAACUAGGCAUGAGGUUGUAUUGAUUAAACACAUCUUAAACAAGGGUUUAAGGUAGAGAUACACCCAGUGAACUCUGCUUGGGACAGAAAGUGCAUUUAAGGGCUCUGAUGGACACCAAGCUAAUAAACAGCAACCUAACCUUUACACAAAGCCUAAUUUGAACAAGCUGCUCCAAACAGCUCUGCAUAACACCAAAAGGCACAUAUACAUGAAGGCUUUGAGUGACACCUUUACUCCUGAAAAACAGCUCAAUACUUAACCUCACACACAAGGUGCCUCACAGUUGCAAGAUGGGAAUACACCAUUUUUGGAGCAAGUUUUGGCCUUUAAAUGAAAAGCAAAUACAAUUUUCAUUGCUUUUAUGUCAUCUGUGAUCUGAAUAUUGUUAAAACUUGGCCCUAAAGUUGCUCAGGCUUAACAGUUUGUCUACAUGUCUGAUCUCUUGCUACAGCUGUGAUGCAGGAAAGAUGCUGCUACCACCAUGUAAGGACCAUUUACCAAGAGUUCCAUCAGAGUUUUUUGCAUCAGGUGCUAAGCUUGAUUUUUCCAGGGCUGCAGAGGCCAC
Molecule: messenger RNA, 9626 nt
Organism: Melozone crissalis (California towhee)
Lineage: Eukaryota; Metazoa; Chordata; Aves; Passeriformes; Passerellidae
Gene: PCNX2
Product: pecanex 2
Exons: 34
Coding region: 1-6369 (2122 amino acids)
Cellular component (GO): membrane
Source: RefSeq, a predicted model, not a curated record